Theileria orientalis strain Shintoku is the source of this 951-nucleotide messenger RNA. RefSeq lists its product as hypothetical. The coding region runs from base 1 to 951 and encodes 316 amino acids. The transcript has a single exon. NCBI's taxonomy places the organism in Eukaryota, Apicomplexa, Aconoidasida, Piroplasmida, Theileriidae. The record is from RefSeq and is a predicted model, not a curated record.
AUGCCAGUGCUCUCGAAAGAGUUCCUGGUGGUAAACCCACAGGUGCAGAACGAAAGGCUGAGAAUGGACAGCGUAAUCCUGAUAAACCCGGACUACUCGCUGGAAAAGUUCAGAACUGAGGAGUACUUUUUGCUGAGAGGCUACUGCGACCACAUAGUGAUGUACGUAAACAACAGAGACAACUGUCUGUGGGUGUCGGAGUUCUACAACAGAGAAAGGUCGCUGGGUAAGUGCAUAUUCGAAAUGCGCACAAGUCCGUCGAUACUGUCGAAGGUGCUGAAGAAGGAAUGCCAAGAAGAGCCGUUUACAAUGUACGACGGCUGCGGGUCCUCAGAACCAGGAAACAAAAUGAGGUUUAAGAAGUCAUAUUCAAUAGAAGGAAGCAACGAAGACUACGAUUCAAUGGAAGACCUGGGAAACGAAGAUUACGACUCAAUGGAUGAAUUGAGAAACGAAUAUGACGAGUCGACAGAAAAAAUAAGAAAAAACGAUUACGAGCAAAUGGAGAUGGAGUCAGUAUCACAGCCAUGCGAGUGCGGAGAGGAGAAUAAAGCAGGAGCGAAGGCAACGGAACUUAGGAUAGACAUGGAGGAAGAGAAGGAGGAGAGAAGGUCGAAGCUGCGCAAACUGUUUAGAAAAGGACACUCGCUGAGCAAAUACAGAAAGACGAAAAACAUCUUCUGGUCCUCAAGAAGCGACUCAGGACCGCAGUCGUACGAAAACAAGAACCUGUGGCUGGACAUGGACGUCAUCGACACGUCGAUGAUAGACACCAACGUGGACUUCCUGAAACACUCCUUCUACCAGGUGAAGAGGGAGAUCAUGGACGACAUCAGGGAGGUGAUCCUGCUGCACACGCGGGCGGACCACAGGCAGAGCAGACUGGACAGAAGAAGAGGAAACGUGUACGUCUUCAGAGUCGCGCCGGGGGACGUGAGGAAACUCUUUUAA